Molecule: messenger RNA, 1617 nt
Organism: Vanessa tameamea
Lineage: Eukaryota; Metazoa; Arthropoda; Insecta; Lepidoptera; Nymphalidae
Product: ice-structuring glycoprotein-like
Exons: 5
Coding region: 38-1468 (476 amino acids)
Cellular component (GO): extracellular matrix
Source: RefSeq, a predicted model, not a curated record
UCAGUUGCACUCAGUUGUCGAGUUAAACACACGCAAAAUGGCUUCAAAGUUCGUAGUUCUUGCUCUUCUGGUAGCGGCUGCUCAGGGCAGUGCCGUCCACGGUGGUGACUACAACAGCUUCUCCUAUGGAGUUUCUGACCCUCACACCGGUGAUGUCAAGAGCCAGCACGAAACCCGUGUGGGUGACAACGUGGUCGGCCAGUACUCUCUGUUGGAGUCCGACGGCACCCGCCGCACCGUCGACUACGCCGCUGACGCGCACUCCGGUUUCAACGCCGUCGUCCGCAAGGACCCGGCCGUCAUCGCCCACGCCGCUCCCGCCGUCUACUCCGCUCCCGCCGUCUACGCCGCUCCCAUCGCCCACGCCGCUCCCGCCGUCUACUCCGCUCCCAUCGCCACCUCCUACGCCGCUCCCGCUGUGGUCUCUUCUCCCUUGGCGUACGCUGCCCGCGUCGCUCCCGUAGCCUACGGCUCCUAUGCCUCUCCUCUCGCCUACAACGCGUACGCCGCCGCUCCUCUUGCCCACGGCUACGCCUACGGUGCUCACGGAGCUGUCGCUGCUCCUCUUGCCCACGGUUACGCCUACGGUGCCCACGGUCUCGGUUACGCCGGACGUCUCUACUACCCCGCGGCAUCCCUUCCGCCAGUCUUAGCCGUGGCCGACGAGCAAGCUCAAGCCGGCCCCGUUGCCCGGGGUACACCUCCAGGAGAAGCAAUGGCAGCUAAGUUGGUUGUAGUACUCGCCCUGGUGGCCGUGGCCCACUGCUCAGUGGUGCCAGUAGCGCGAGCAGACGCCGACUACACGAGCUUUGCGUACGACGUGGCUGAUCCCUACACUGGCGACUUCAAGAGCCAGGUCGAGACCCGCGUCGGCGGCAACGUUCAAGGACAGUACUCGCUUCUCGAGUCCGACGGUACCAAGCGUACCGUGGACUACACAGCCGAUGACGUUAACGGUUUCAACGCUGUCGUACGCAAGGACCCCGCUGUUGUUGCCACACCCGUGGUAGCUGCUGCUCCCGCUGAAGCCGCUGUUGCUCCAGUUGUUGUUGCUGCACGCACCAUCGCCACACCUGCCGUUGUCGCCUCCGCUCCUGCUGUUGUUGCGGCUCGAACUUAUGCCGCUCCUGCUGUCUACGCUGCCGCUGCCCCAGCGGUUGUAGCCUCUCGUACCUACACCCCUGCAGUGUACGCUGCCUCAGCUCCUGCAGUCGUGGCUGCCCGUCAAUACGUUGGUCAUUCAGUAUACGCCGCCUCAGCUCCCGCUGUAGUAUCUGCCCACACUUACUCCUCUCCCACCGUGUACGCUGCCUCUGCUCCUCUCGUAGCCACCCGUACCUACUCCUCACCCGCAAUCUAUGCCGCCUCUGCUCCCGCUCUUAUCGGCGCUCGCACUUACGCCUCUCCCUACUACGCGUCUCCAUACUACGCGAGCUAUGGCGUGCACUCCACCCCCAUCAACUACUGAUAAAUAACGACAAAGCCUUCAUAAGGUGACUUAGUUUUAGACUUAUUCGAAACUGCCUUGUAAAUAAUAAUAUUUUUUACAUAUAUGUAUGUAUAUAUAUAUCUAUGUAUUAAAUUAAAUGACCUCUUUAUAUACACCUACAUCGUUUU